UAAACAAUAAACAAAUUCAAAACCCAUGUGCCAGCGCCAUAAGCAAUUUAUUUUACGGUUUUACGUUGUAUACUGAAUUUUGAUUUUAAAGUUUUGAGUUUUACUGUUAGUGUUGUGUGUGUGAUUUUACUUGUUUUUGUUGUUAGUUAGAUUGUUAGUUAGAUAGUUAGUUAGUUAGUUAGUGAGUUUUCUUGUUUUUUAUUGUUACUUUGUGUUGUGGACUUGUAUAUAAUUAACUUGUUUGGACUUAAAGCGAUGGAAAAUCAAAAAAAAAAGGAGGGGCCCAAAUUUUAGCCAACCAGAAGUAACGCUUCUGUUGGAAAUAGCGCUAAAGUUCAAAUGUAUCUUGGAAAAUAAAAAAACAGACGCGGUAACUUGGCGCCAAAAAAAUCAGGCUUGGGAGAAAAUAGCCUCUGCUUUUAAUGCUAAGUCAGGUAUAUGUUAUUAAUAAUUUUAAAAUGAUAUGUUUGAUAACGUAUUACUUUUUAGGAACCAGCUUUCGUCCUGCUGACACUCUUAGAGCAAAGUAUGAGAUGGUAAAAAAAAAUAUAAAAAAGAAGGUCUCCCAUAACAAAAGGGAGCUAUUUAAAACAGGAGGUGGUACACCAGAUUAUCAUCCAAUUGAGGGACAUGAAGUGAAAUUGCUAGAAACAAUUGAAAUAUCUGCUGAAGGCCUUCAUUCUCGGAAGGACUCUGACAUCGACCUACCUCCUAUAAAUAUUGGUUCACGCAAUGAAAAUGAUAUCAUUUUCAUAGUAGAAGAAAAUAAAGAAAACAUUGAGGAUGGUGAGUUUAGCGAAGAGCUUCAACACAAGGCAAAGAAAACGAAGAAAGUCUUGGAUGAUUCAAAUGUGAUCAACACGUUGAAGAAAACAGAGGGAGUGAGUGAUGACCUUUAUUUAAAUCCAAAGCCUGGGCCCAGUCGAACUAAAGCAGAAAGAGAGAGUGAUAACCUUUAUUUAAAUCCAAAGCCUGGGCCCAGUCGAACUGAAGCAGAAAGCGAGAUAGUCACACCAAGGAGGUGGUGUCCAGAAUCCCUUAAAAAAAAGAACCCAUUUAAAGGAAACAAAGAAACAAAGACUACACAAGUGGAUAAUGUAUUGGAAGCAAGAACAAAACUUAUAAACAGUGAAAGGAGUCACGUUAGAAACGAGGAGAUCAGGGCAAAAUUGAAGCAUGAAAAAUAUAUGGAAGCUGCCGAGAGAAAGAAGGCGAUGGAGGAAGAAAAACACAAAAAAGAAAUACAGUUAUUAGACUUACAAAUUGCAAUGUGUAAAAAAAAAUUAAAUAUUGAAUAAACAAAAUUUUACAUGUGAA
This is a messenger RNA of Diabrotica virgifera virgifera (western corn rootworm), 1317 nucleotides long. RefSeq lists its product as uncharacterized. NCBI's taxonomy places the organism in Eukaryota, Metazoa, Arthropoda, Insecta, Coleoptera, Chrysomelidae. The coding region runs from base 423 to 1298 and encodes 291 amino acids. The record is from RefSeq and is a predicted model, not a curated record. The transcript is spliced from 7 exons.